UCCCACUCACUCCCGGCCAGUAGUCUUUUAACAUCUUUAUUCUCCGUCUCGGGAGACUCUCUUCCCAUGCUUUCCUAUAUAUAUACACAGAAAGCCUUUCGCAACAUAAAUAUAUAACCAUAAACCAUUCUCAUUCACAAAAAUAGAAAGGCACCCAUAAUUCACUCACUCACAGACCCACCACCACUAUCAUUAUCAUCUUCUUCACAAUAUGCUUUUCUUUUUAUCUCCUGGCUUUGAAAUGAACCCUAUUUAGGGUUUUUUUCCUGGAGAUUUUUCAGCUCAUGUUUUACUUUCCUUUAGCUAGAUAACCUUUUUUUUUUCUUGCCACAUUUUUUUUUUCCAAGAAGAGAAAAAGGUGCACAAAAAAUGGGGAGAGGUAGGGUUCAACUUAAACGAAUCGAGAACAAGAUCAGCCGGCAAGUGACAUUCUCGAAGCGGCGGACCGGGCUCCUGAAGAAAGCUCAUGAGAUCUCAGUGCUAUGCGAUGCUGAGGUCGCUUUGAUCGUGUUCUCUACAAAAGGGAAGCUCUUUGAGUUUUCCUCUGAUUCAAGAUAUUGCUCAAUAUUUCACAGACACUACAUUGCAUCCAUUGGCAUGGAGAGAAUCCUGGAACGAUAUGAAAGGUAUUCAUAUGCUGAAAGACAGCAUGUUACAAUCGAUUCUGAAUCUCAGGGAAGCUGGACUCUGGAAUUCCCCAAGCUCUUGGCCAGAACUGAAGUUUUACAAAGGAACAUAAGGAAUUUAUUUGGAGAAGAUCUGGAUCCCUUGAGUUUAAGAGAGCUCCAAAAUCUUGAGCAACAGCUUGAUACAGGUCUGAAGCGAAUAAGAACAAAAAAGAAUCAACUUAUGCAUGAAUCCAUUACGGAGCUGCAGAAGAAGGAAAAAGCUUUGCAGGAUCAAAACAACUUGCUUGCUAAAGAGCUCAAGGAAAAUGAAAAGACGGUGGUCGAGCAUGCACACCGGGAGCAGCCAAGCCUAGGCCAAAACUCAAACACCUUCAUGCUAUCCCCACAACAGUCGCCACCAUUGACGCUAGCACUUCCUUCUCUAGCUAUCGGCUAAUGCACGUACAUCAUGAUCUUUUUAAUAAAUUACGUAGCGGGACUACUUUCGGGGCAACAGCAAUGGUAGAUGAUCAAGAUGCUGGAUCACAGACUCAGCCUAGUACCACUACGCUUAUGCCACCGUGGAUGCUCCGCCACAUUAAUGGAUAGAGUCACCAAGCUGAGGCUUUUUGAAGUGGAAAAUUAAGAUAAACGACAUUAACAAUCCUUGUAAAGUUUAAUAUCAUGUUGCUCCAUCGCGUCACUGUAUUUCGAAAUUUCAAGUCUUUCGAGGCUGCACCUUUUCUUCUAAAAGAGUUCUUGGGCCUAAUA
Messenger RNA from Carya illinoinensis, 1379 nucleotides. RefSeq names its product agamous-like MADS-box protein FUL-L. The transcript is spliced from 9 exons. Gene Ontology annotation, biological process: positive regulation of transcription by RNA polymerase II. Gene Ontology annotation, molecular function: protein dimerization activity; DNA-binding transcription factor activity, RNA polymerase II-specific; RNA polymerase II cis-regulatory region sequence-specific DNA binding. Bases 370 to 1065 code for a protein of 231 amino acids. NCBI's taxonomy places the organism in Eukaryota, Viridiplantae, Streptophyta, Magnoliopsida, Fagales, Juglandaceae. Gene Ontology annotation, cellular component: nucleus. The record is from RefSeq and is a predicted model, not a curated record.